Molecule: messenger RNA, 1444 nt
Organism: Aureobasidium vineae
Lineage: Eukaryota; Fungi; Ascomycota; Dothideomycetes; Dothideales; Saccotheciaceae
Source: the annotation of a GenBank genome assembly
CGACAACAGUAUGCAUACGCCCACGUUAGCGAGCGAGAGCUCGCCAGCCUCGCCAGCUUUUACCGAGUUUCGAAAGCGCUCGUUACCUCCCCAUAUCAUUGAAUCGCAGAAGAAGGAAGCCCUAGCGAUGGUCACCGAAAAGGAUUCCGAGGAUGAACAGCCACAACCAGCACCACUAUCUUUCUUUGAACGAUAUUUCUAUAAACUUACUCCACUGCCUGGUGCUGUUGCUGGGGACAGUGGAAGCGAUGCAGAGCCAAUUCGUCGUUUCUCGUUCUUAUCUCGAGGAUUUAUCACGCUGGUGGCACUUGUUUCUCUGAUCGCAAUAGCCGUAUUGUGUGCGGUACUAGCCACCACUCUUAUACGGCAUAAGAAACUAGACCAGGAGCUUCGUCGGUCUCCUGUUCAUGAAGCAAUAUUUGCCAAUUUUGCAGAUCCAGUGGUGGUCAAGCACGAGGAAUUAUUCUAUGCAUUCGCCACAACCAAUGCAGCAGGCAAGCAAACAUUACUUCAGUACUUUGUUGUCCCAAGAAGAGGCAUUCUUGCACAAUCAAACGAUACAGCUGCUAUCGCCCUGGGCAAGAGCAAUGUACAGAUGGCAACAAGCCCAAAUUUCAAGGACUGGACUCUGAUGAACCAUACCCACGACCCACUUCCACAGUUGGGAGAGUGGUGCAGACGCGGGCUCACGGAGAAUCUGAAUCCAAAAGCGAACGUGUGGGCUCCAGCUGUCAUCAAAAGACCCAGUGAUGGCAAAUUCGUCCUGUACUAUUCUGCCGCGAUAGAGAACGCAACGCGACCAUCUCACUGCGUUGGUGCCGCGAUCUCGGAGUCGUCGUCACCGGCUGGGCCAUAUAUGCCACUGAAUGCAACCAUUGCUUGUCCAGUCGAAGAAGGUGGCGCUAUCGACCCGUCACCUUUCAUUGACACUGACGGAUCAUUCUUUGUUACUUACAAGGUUGAUGGUAACAACGUUGGCCACGGCGGUGCUUGUAACAACAUGAAGGCCCCUCAAGUAUCAACGCCAAUCAAGCUGCUGAAGAUGCUGGCAGAUGGAGUCACACCAGAUGGUCAGGAUAUCACCAUUCUCGACCGCAUACAAGGAGACGGUCCUCUCGUGGAAGCGCCGGUCAUUGCCAGAAGCGCAGAAGGAAUCUACUUCCUCUUCUUCUCUUCCGGUUGCACACGAGAUCCUUCUUACGACGUAAAGUACGCUUUUGCGAGAGACGUCCGCGGUCCCUACGAGAGAGCAAAGAAGCCUUUGUUAAGGACUGGCGACUUCAACUUGACCGCACCAGGAUCUAUUGGUCUUACAGACAUGGAAGACGGGACCUUUGGAAUGGUCUUCCACGCCCGAGUUCAGGCAUCGUAUGGGAGAGUGAGGGCAAUGUAUACGACGACCAUUCGGUUCAACGGGACCGAAGUCUUAUUGGUUAAGAAGGAU